Messenger RNA from Podarcis lilfordi (Lilford's wall lizard), 10880 nucleotides. The record is from the annotation of a GenBank genome assembly. Lineage: Eukaryota; Metazoa; Chordata; Lepidosauria; Squamata; Lacertidae.
AUGCAUACAGACAUUUAUGCUACUGAAUCACUUUCUAAAUAUGAUACCAUUCUAAAAGAUGAGGAACCCGGAGAUGGGUUGUAUGGAUGGACAGCACCUAAGCAGUAUAGAAGCAAGCAGGGUAUGAAUCUGGAAUUUCUGGAGCCCCAAAAUCCUGUUCAUCUGAAAUUUCCUAGAGGGAGGGUCUUAUAGAGUAGGUUGUCAUAUAUUGCCCAGCUCUGCUCCCAUUUGUUUUUGCUUUGAAACCACUUAUGGAUUCUAAUUUUGUUCAUAGGAACAGAGAGAGAACAUAAGUACAUUGGGAAAAUUUUGGAUGGGUUCUCACCAGCGUCUAAGUCUGUAACUUCUCAAAAGGUACGUAAACUAAUUUAUUUUUCCCCUGAACAAGACAUUUCAUAAGACACCUCCCUUUCCCUACAUACCUGCAGAUUUUUGCUCAAAUUGGUAUGGGGGAGGAGAUCAGGAGAUAUGUUAAUGGUUUAUGGUAGGAAACUCAACUGCCAGCUACCUCCCUAUUUAUGCUGGUGAUGGCUUAGCUGUAUAAACAGAAGUGCUUCUGGUGGUAUCAGUUAAUUUAUCUGUUAAAUUGCCAACAAGAUUAUUUUUCAUUUUCAAAAUCCACAGCACAAAAAACCCCAAAAAAACAUUUUUGUCAAACAGUUUAACAGGAUCAAUUCAUUCUUGCUUGCUUAACCCAAACAGGCAUCUUACUAAUUCUGUUUAAAAAGUUAGGAGGAUCUCUCCAAUGCAGCUUAUCAGAUUUUCACAGACUCAGUACUUCUUUAUUCUUUCUGUACCCUAAAAGUAAGGCAGGGAAGAUGUAAUUGGUUGGAACUCCACUGCCCUGAUUUGAUCCUAGCAACUGAGAAUGUAUAGCCAGGGGAAAUGACACAGAAGGUUUAUUCUUCCAGUGAUUAAGUAGCAUAGUUCUAGACGCAAUUUAACUUGCCAUAUACAGUGGUGCCUCGGGUUACAAACACCUCUGGUUACAAACACUUUGGGUUACAGACUCUGCUAACCCGGAAGUAGUACCUCGGGUUAAAAACUUUACCUCAGGAUGAGAACAGAAAUCGCACGAUGGCAGCAGCGGGAGGCCCCAUUAGCUAAAGUGGUAUCUCAGGUUCAGAACGGUUUCAGGUUAAGAAUGGAUCUCUGGAACGAAUUAAGUUCAUAACCAGAGGUACCACUGUAAAGGAAGGUGGCGUUUUUGCAGAGGUUGAUAAGAUUAUGAAAACAAGAGAAGCUGUGGAUGUAUUAGGGCACCUUGGUGCCAUGUGAUGGUGUUUGAUGGUCUUUGACCUAAUUCUGUGUACUGGUUUGUACACCUGAUUUCGUCUUAAAUUUGGACAGUGUCCUGUGAUUGAUAGAGACAUUGUAUAUAUUUAAAGCUUAAGUAAUCAAAAUGAGACCAUGUCUACAAAAUAUUCAAUGUUCUCUGUUGCUUUUCCUUUACAAGAUUUAUCCUCCUCCUGACCUGCCAAGGGAUUACAGACCAGUCCAUUACUUUCGACCUGUGCUAAAAGUUAGCAGUGAAAACUCUCAUUUAGUGCAGACAUUAGCAGAAUCCACUGGGAAACUUGAGAGUGAUGCAGCACUGCAAAGCAGACACCAGAAGACUGCUGCUCAGCGGAGGGAGUUGCUGGGCGAGAAGAGUCUGGAAGGUACCCAGGAUGCUGUAUAUUUCCUUGCAUUUCACAUGUUUCUAUUGUAGGUUCCUGUUGCUUUGACCAUUUUGAGGGGGGGUUUAUUGGCAAAUUUGUAUUAAAGGCAUUCAUUUCUGAAGUUUACAGCAGUCCUCUCCUUACUGAUCAGACCCCUCCUUACUGAACAUUGAUUAACCUGGUGGGUUAAUGGGUAUCUCCUUGUAAUCAUACAUAACAAGCACAGAUAUUCUGGGCUGUAUUUACUCUGGUCUCUCUCUCUCUCUCUCUCUGUGUGUGUGUGUGUGUGUACACACACGCUUCAUCUUUUCAGACUUUGCAUACAUUUUUACUCAGUAGGUUCACAUGCUCUUCAGUGUUGGAAGCUCAUUGAGAAAGUCAAUGCACCCACUUGUUUGAUUUUUCUUGCCCAUAGGCUAAAUUUGAAGGUCGUCUUGCUUGUCAAGUUAGGAUGCUAUUUUAGGCACUUCCUUUCCAAGGACAAUUCAAAGUAUUGGCAAAUAUAUUUAAAGCACUGUACUGUUUAGAUUCUUAAAACAAAAGUUUUCCUUGUUGCCCUGUUUUACACCAUAAUGUUUCUGUCUUAGGUCCAGCAACUUCCGUUCUGGAAUAUCUGUCAGAGAAAGACAAAGAAAGAAUCCGAGAAGUGAAACAGGCAGCAGAGCAGCAAGUGAAAGCUCCAGCGCUCCAGCCUCAGGGGCCCUUGCCUGACAAAUCCCAGGUGCCUGUGUUACCUGUUACUCCACAGAGGUGGCAAUUGGUGCUAGGAACCCAGUUGGCCACCACUGGAUCUAGUGAUUUCAAACCAUUUGCAAAAAAUCCAGAGAAACAAAAGAGAUACGAAAAUUACAUAGAAGGUCUUAAAGAUGGAAAGAAAGGUAAUUGGCAAAAUCACAUGCAGCUCUUCUUCCCUGUCAUGAAAUAGGUUUUACAUCUGAAUCCAAAUGUUGUGCUUGUGAUAAGCAGAGUGGUAACAAAAUGAAAAGGAAGGGCAGGGUGUGAAACUGGUACUAAUAAACAGAAAUUUACUAUGAUGUUGACUAUUGGUAUGUCUAAUACAUUUUGACACCAUCCUCUUCAGGAGCAAGGAAAUCUUAUGUGAUGUCAUUGCACAGUUGUAUGACAGUGAUUCACUUAGAAUUUGUAUUUUAAUGCAACCAUACAAUUUUCUGUUUCCUAGAACCAGAAUGACACUUUGGCUGUCCAUGGCUUUUUAGUGCUUCUUUUGAGGCCAUUGUCUUGUAGUUUUCCUUUUUGUUUAUGCUUUUUUGUGUACCAUUUAUUGGUGUGAACAACUUGAUUGAGAUAAGAAAUGCACUCCCCUUUGUAUUUGUGUGUUUUACAAGGUUCAUUUGUUUUUGUGUUUUUAGUUUAGCUUUAUGGGCUCCUGUUCACUCCUCCUAUCUUUCUAUAGAUGUGCUAGAAAGCUGCCUAGAUCACAGUAUGACCGAGUGGGAGCGUGGAAGAGAGCAAGAUGAGUUUUCUCGUGCUGCCCUGCUCUACAAGCCCUCCAGCUCUGUUUUGGCCUCAAGGUUUACCACUGCAAAGCAUGAAGACGACACAGAAAAAGUCGAAGUUCCGCGUGAUGAAGAGGUCUGUUCUGCUUCAGUCCUUCAGUAACCAGUGAAUUGUGAUGACCUGUAUUCACCUCCACAAAGCUCCUCUGUUUAAGAUCAUUCCCAAAGUUUUAUUUUUCAUAAAUUUCAAUUAAAAAAAAUUGUGUUUGGAAGUGACUAAAUUCAGAGUCAGUGUACAUUUACUGUAGCUAGUACAUUAUUUCCCCUCCAGCACUCUAGAUACUAAUCCCUUUGUGAUUAUUUUAGACAGCUGUCAGUGACAAAGAGGCUGCUGCAAAGAUGAAGAUGUUUGGCAAACUGACAAGAGAGGCGUUUGAGUGGCACCCGGACAAAUUAUUGUGCAAAAGGUUUAAUGUUCCUGAUCCCUAUUCAGAGUAAGUUGCUUGAGUUUCUAAAUAGCGUUGAAUAGAUAUGAAAAAAAGCUAAUUUUAGAAAAUGUAGAUUCCGUAUGAAAACCUUCUUCUUUAGGCCUUCUUAGUCACAUUGUUAAUUUUAGUCUUGAUUCUUGUCAAUAAAUUAUUUUCCACAAAUGUCUAAAAUUAUGCUUCACUUGUAAACGGCUUGCUUGUUUCUCCUUUUGUGUGAUCUUAUUUCUAUGUGAUAGCAAAAAAGAAACUUGAUGUGAAAACCCCAUUUUACAAUUUUUCAUCAGGUCAUGUAUUGUUGGACUGCCCAAAGUGAAACGUGACAAGUAUUCUGUGUUCAACUUCUUGACUGUAUCAGACGCAACAUCAAGCGUGUUGAGCCAACCCACAAAAGCAGGAAUGCAAGAAAAUAAUGCUUCAAACAGUAAGUGGUCCAUUUUGUUAUCCCUUGCGAGUAAAAGAUUCAGGCCACUAAAAUACUUGAGGCAUUUCAAAAUAGUAAGCUAUCUUUUAAGGAACAACAGAGGGGAAUCAAACAGGACAGAGGCAGAAUGCCAAGCACCUGGUGCAUGAAUAGCAAAAGAAAAACAAUAACCUCCAACUGCUAUUUAAAUAUCAAAUAUGCUUUAAAAUAUAAACAGUAAUGACAAAAUCAAUAUAACUAGAAAACUAAAGGAAUCUGGGAAUUUUGUUUGUAUCUUUUAAGAGCCAAAGAAACCAUCUAGAUGGGAUGUAUCUGACAAAGAGAAGAAGAAAAAUGAUGCCAUUAGUGAGUUCAUAAGCGUGGCUAGAUCAAAGGUUGUACAGGAGGCACAGUCGCCAGCACUGGUUGAAGCAAAGGACAAAAACAGAAGUACUGGAGCUGUUUCUAACAAGGUACAGUAGUGCCAGAGUUUUGAUGCUUUCAUUGUAUCUUCUUCACAUGGAUCUUCCUUGUGAAGAAGUGGGGAUGCAGCCAAGUGGUCAAGUGAUUGUACACACAGCAUUUAGGGUACUUUCUUGUCACUGAUUUUCCCUUUGUCCCGGUGCCCGGUAUAGGCAGAAAUGUGCUACAACUAGUUGUAGACCAUUGUAAUACAGGAGUGGAUUCUUCUUUAAAAUGAAAGGUCAAGAGCAUGAGACUAAAGGAAGCACAGACUCAGCAAGCGCAAGCAACAGCCACCCUCAUCCAAAGGCCAAGCAGUUAAGAGAGCUAAAGCUGGAAUUUGAAUGAAUUGACGAAUUGGUGGCCCCUCUCAGGGGAAGAAAUCUGCUCUAAACAAGACAUUGAACUGUAUCUCCAGAUGAGCAAAUCAUCUGGAAGACCAGGGCUUAAGCGCUUCUCAUGAGUAUCUAACAUAAAUCUUACAAUAAGCAUUUUAUUUCUGCCAUUUUAGCCAGAUUAACAUUGUGUGGAGCAGAGCAGUGUCUGAAAUGUUGUGGUCAUGGCUCUGCAGUCUGUUGAUCUUUAGGAAACCUGUGUUUGCUACUCACAUUCAUAAUGGGACAUUUAAAGCAAAAUAUGUUAAGUAAACCUCUUUCAUUUUCGUUCUCUUGUGCAGACACUAAGUGAAAGUACUGGUCAGAAUGAAGAAACAGAAGAAGAAAGCAGGCCAUCAAUGGAUUUAUUUAAGGCCAUCUUUGCCAGCUCCUCAGAUGAAAAAUCAUCUGAAGAAGAGAGCGAUGGAGAAGAGCAAACAACACCAAUGACAGAACCAGAUUCUGAAAGUCUGAAGCCUUGUGAUUUGCCAAGUGCUCCUUCACUUCAUGAACAAGGUAAAAAUCAGUGGCUAGUCCAGGACGGCUUCAAACUGCGCUUUGGUGCUAUGGUAGUGAGCCAUGUACUCCCUUUUCUAAUGCAUAGUGCUUCAAGUAGUUCCAGUUGAUGCAAACUAUAGUUUGCCGCUAUGUCCAUAUGGGGGCUUGUGCUUUCCUUCGUAACCAGGAUUGAAAACCAUGGUUUGAACUUAAUUGUAUCAUACUGAUUUGGAGGGCAAGUGCAGGCUGUAGUUUGCUGUCACAUCCUAGCAAGUUUUGGCUUCUGCAAAAAAGGAAGCAACUGAUGGAGCGCGAGAAGAGGGACGCACAGGGAUGGUUUUGUGUUGUGUAUUAUGUUUGAAUCAGCCCGAAAUGUCUGAAGAACUCUUGUGUGGUCUUGAGACCUUGGUGAAAUCCUGACACUUUCUGAUAUACCCUGUAAGUAGAACUGGAGAUAGGAUAAAGUUUACUGGACCAACAGUACAUUAAUUGUCGAUAGAAACCCUUAAAGUCCCUUUAACUAAGAGAAAAGGCUCUGAGGUGGUACAAGCUCAUAGAAAUAUAUUAUAAGAACCUUUUCUACCUUAUCAUUGUCAGAGAUGGGAUUCUGAAUGGACCAACAAAUCAAGGGCUAUAUGUUCGGCUCAGCAUGGUGAUUCUUUUUGUUGUAUUAUACUUGAGACAUUAUUAUCAAAGCACCACUUCAUCUUUUUUUUUAAUUGUGCUUUUCCAAUUAAAGAAAGUGAAGUAAUCACACCCAAGCUUCCUGUUACCUUAACUCCACCCCCAAUGGACAUAGUUGAUCCAGGAGAGGAAUUUGGACCAAGAUUGCCACCAGUUUCUGCUUCUGGUAAAUACAUUUCAUCAUAACGUGUGAAUUCUGCAGAACACUUUGUAUGAAUUGCAGUUAUGUAGUUUGGCUAAGUGUAUAUUUUUAAAAGUUUGCAUACAGGAAUAUUGAAGACUUUCUUUAUGGAGUUAAAUGUGAAGGCAAACUAGUUGUGUAGGCAACUUUGAGCUUGUAUUAACAUCAUGUCUACCAAAAGGAUUUUUUGGUAGAGUCACGAAAUGUCGUCACAGUAUUAAGGGAUUUCCCUUAAAAGCUUUAGUAGGGUGUCAAGUUCUUUAAAAGGACUUCAAAAACUAAACGUUGACAGUCAUUGAGUAUUUUUGAUGUUUCUUGAUCAGGCACUUCCUCUGUAUGUGAUUUGAUUUUAGACACUCCUUUGAAGCAUGAAGAAAUCCAGCUUACAAGUUCUCCUGAAGCCGCUAAGAAAGCAAAACCUAAAAAGAGCAGAGAAAAACACAAGACCAAGAGAGAGCACAAACACAAAAAGGAGAAGGUGAUUUUUAAAUUUGACUUUUUGGGUGUAGAAACAGAUUUAUGCAAAACCAUAGAAAAUGCAUACAAUAUAAUAAUUGUCCUAUAGAGAUGCUGUGCAGCUCUCUCCACUGAACAGAAUUGCAUUGGCCAAUCCCUCUUCCUCCUCCUGCAAAUGUUUUAUCGUUGGGGCUUCAGCUUUUAUGCAUAAACCUUCCCUGCGUGGAUCUAGUCUGAGCAGCUCCAGCAGGUGCAGAAUGCUGCAGCGAGACUCCUUACGGGGUCCUCGCUGCGAGAUCACAUUCACCCGGUGCUAUACCAGCUGCACUGGCUCCUGGUGGAGUACAGGAUCAGGUUUAAGGUGCUGGUUUUAACCUUUAAAGCCCUAUACGGCCUAGGACCCUCGUACCUACGGGACUGCCUCUCCUGGUAUGUCCCACAGAGGAACUUACGAUCUUCAAACAAAACAUCUUGGCGGUCCCAGGCCACAGAGAGGCUAGGCUGACCUCAACCAGAGCCAGGGCUUUUUCAGCUGUGGCUCCGAUUUGGUGGAACGCUCUGCCACAAGAGACUAGGGCCCUGCGGGACUUGACAUCUUUCCGCAGGGCCUGCAAGACAGAGCUGUUCCACCAAGCCUUUGGCCGGGGCACAGCCUGACUCCCUCCUUUGGCAAUCUUCACAGAACUCUAGCCCAAUGGUUGCCAUCAAUUUGAUUUGAAUUAAUUUUAUAAUGAAAUGAUUUUAGAAUGUUGUAUUAUUUUAUUGUUGUUACCCACCCUGAGCCCGGCUUCGGCUGGGGAGUGCAGGAUAUAAAUAAAAAAUUUUAUUAUUAUUAUUAUUAUUAUUAUUAUUUGCAGAUGAUAGAAAUAGCACUUAAGUUUGUUGGAUUCUGCACAUGUCAGUUCCUGUACAAGCAUGAAGUUCUGACCCUAUGUAAAUUCUGUGCUUGGUGCUGACAUGCCUGCAUUGAGUAAAUACCAUAAGGACUGGAGGCUUGGAAUAACUGGGGGUGUUAAAUGUAGUUAUUUAUUAGUAACUUCAGAGUGAGGGGGACCGUUCAGCUACAUUUUGGCUAACACCUUCCUAAGAGUAAAACCCACUGAAGUUGAUAGGGCUCAUUUUCUGACAAAUAUCAUCAAGCUAACCUUAUUGAGCUUCUUCCAGUUUUUAUCUUGGAAUAGCCAUUGUGUCAUCUCAUACAUGCUCAUACUAUAAAAGUUCAUUUUUUUGAGUUUCGGAUUUCUCUUUGUAAGGUGCAUCAUAUCAGUCCUGGAACUUGUUUUGCAGAAAAAGAAACACAAGAAAAGCAGGCACAAGGGCAAACACAAGAAUAAGAAAUCGGAGAAAAACAGUGACUCGGAGAAAAAUAGUGGCUCGGACACAGCCGAUAGCAGCAACAGUGAGGAAGAGACCACAGAAAUCCCACCACAGGAACUUCUCAGAAGGUAAAGAGAUGAAGGGGCUGAUUUUCCAGUGGGGGGGGGGAGAUCCUCAGGUGGGUUGUCCCUCCCACUUGUUCCACCAGUUCCUUCCUUCCUGGCCCCCCUGUGCAGGUCAAAUGACAGAGAAUGCUACCCCAUAUUGUACUGAACAAGCUUUGGUCUUUUUUCAUCAAAGGAGAUUAGAGAGAAGACAUCACUAGUCAGCUAGAAAUGGCACACUUGCCUCAGAGGGUGGCAAGCCCUUGUUUUCAGCAGACCCUUCAGAUGACAAGAUCUGGGGAGCAGAGGCCACCCACGGUGUUGCAUGUAUCUUCCCAGUGGUUAACAUUCCUCCCAUCAGGGAAGAGAUUGUGAUCCAGGAGGUGAUAGGAGUGUCUCGGACCAGCUCCAGAACUUGGCCAUUGGUGCCACAUGUGGCCCUGAGACCUCAGAGGGACCUGGCUUCUCCUAGGGCGGCGGGGUUGAAGGGAACACAGGGUUCCUCUCUGGCAUCUCCUCCUCCCAUUGUUAUUGAAAGGCUGGCCUUGUUCCAGGAGUUCUUCUCUUGGGUUCAGCAGAUUCUGGUGCAGGGCUGUAUUCCCCCGACUGCCUCUGCGUCAGCAAUUGAACCUUAUCUGGGCCCCAUCUGUACCUCAACUGAGUGGGAAGCCUCCCGUGCACCCCCUGUAGUGGUGCUUCAGGGGUCUUUAUCACCACAAAUAUGUGUAACAAUCCUGAUACCUUUAAAAAAUCCCUUAGGAAGAAAACAUUUUGUAGUAGGAAGGAAAUAAUCAACUUUUUUCUCCCCACGUAGCCACCAAAUCGCCCUUUGCCUAGUUUCAAAUGCUUGUUUCCAAGGGAUAAGGCUCCAGAUUUUUCAACAGUUUACUGUUUUGGGGGGUUUUUUUGGUAAACUUUCUUGGGCAGCUUAACUGAGUCUUACCAAGCCUCCUUGUUUAUUUAUUACGCUUCCUUUAGAAAAAGUGCUUUAAUAUCUCAAAGGUUAAUAAAUCUGUCCCAGUGGAUUGUAUUUUAAGUUGCUUCCAAAGAAAUUGUGCAAUAUAGCCUACAUUGUCCUUUGCAUAGCUUACCUAUGGCUCUAUUCAUUUCAGAAUUUACUAAAAGAAAGUUCUAGAAUUUUUGGAGUGUUUUUUUCAAGUUUGUUACAUGUAAGAUAGCUUCAUAUGCACUAUCAACUUGCAGAAUAUACACACCUCAGAAAAUUUUUCCUAAAACAGCUCAGCAAGCAGAGGGAAAGGAACCCUACUGGAAACUCACAAUGGCAAAUUAUAAUGGCCAUAACAGAACACUUGACUUUAAUAUGAGUACCUGCAUCCCAGUAUUUUAUGGUCUGGACACUAAAAGCUGUCAAGGCAGCAAUUACCAGAGGAAAGGGAAAAUUGAGACUUUGAGACUGUUAAUCAGGCUGUUUAAAAACUCUUAAUGACUUCAGCAUUAGCACUUGUCUUGGGCAUUUAGCAUCUAUAAUUUUAGUUAGCAACAGUAUCACUGACCUGGUUCUCUUUUCCCUGGAGUACCUUAUUUUAAGAUUUAGCACAUCACUGACAGUCGUAUCAAACAGUGUUUUGCCCAUGAUGAGCCAGGCUAAGAUAUUGUCUAAAUUGGGAUAGAUCUAUUUGAGAUACUUUAUCUAAAGGGAGUGUAAGAAAUAAACAAGUACUUGCUGUUUGCUUCCCAAGUUGUUCAACAAAGUUUACAGCACUAUCCUAGGCAUGUCUACUCAGGAGCAAUUCCCACCAAGUUCCAUAGGUCUUAGUCCCGGGAAUUCUAGCAUUCUACAUCUAAUUUCAUCGUAAUCACUGGGGCAUAGUUCAGUUAAAACAUGUUUAUUUUUUUCUGGCAGAUAUAUUUGCCCAUUUUCUUCCAUAGAUCACUACAAAAAUUGGAUACGAAAUUGAAAGUCCGCUCGUCUAAAUUUAAUUUCCCAAUAGCUCUGAUCUUGUUCCAUUUCACAUUCAACAAAAAUGGAAUGUGUGUGAUUAAGACAAACCUUUAUCAGGUCUGGAAAAAUCAAUACCACAGUUGUCUCCUUCCAUCAUUCAGAGGUUUUAUUGGCAGUUACAGUGUUUGCCCUAUUAUAAGGAAAAUCUCCCUGGAUCAGAUUGUCUGACUCAUUUUUCAGUCUGUGCAUCUCUUUGCUUACCUCAUUCACUAAUAUUGGACCACAAUAAGGGAUUCAUGCUUUCAGAGAACAGCUAGUUUAAGUGGUGACUUUUUGUCAAAUUUAUUUAUUGGGGUGGGGAGAUUUGUUUAUAUUGGGGAACAGUAGCAGAUAUGUUGUUCAUUGUUUAGCUCAGAAUAUACCUGGACUUCUUCGGAUUGCUGGUCAAAUCAAUAUCUUGAAGACUCUGGAUUAUCUAAUGUUAGUAGCUAAUAUAAAAAUGGAUUAUAAUGGUUCAGUUCUAGAUGUUUAUUUCCAUUAUUUACUUAUUCAGUCCUUCCCAUUUGCUUUCUUCUAGGCUGAAACAUCUUCCACUUGUGAAGCGAUAGUUUGGAUUUUUAAACAUCUUUUGGUCUCAAAAUGGAUCUCCUCUAUGAUGGCAGAUCAACAAUGCAAAGCAUAUUUGAAUGUUCUGUAAAUACUGUAUUUAUGUUGGCUUUGAUAGCAUAAAAACAUACAAGUUGAAUUUAUGAUUUCAGAGUUAAAAAUAAAAGGAAAUGUGGUUUAUGCUAGAGAAGUUUGUUCAACUUUAUUGUAAUAUGAAAAGGAAUCAUGAAAAUCAUGCAUUUUAAAGAGGAUGAGCAUGAAGAAAUUUUAAUAAAGUAAAUUUACUGAU